Molecule: messenger RNA, 945 nt
Organism: Pocillopora verrucosa
Lineage: Eukaryota; Metazoa; Cnidaria; Anthozoa; Scleractinia; Pocilloporidae
Source: RefSeq, a predicted model, not a curated record
CCCACAUGAGGAACCAUCGAAUUUUUAUGGGGAAAAGCGAAGCGUUGCUUUCGUGACUAGCCAUUUGUUUACUUUUCUGGUGGUUUUAUCUCUCGUCUGUUUGGUGACUACGCAAAUAUUGAUAUGUGAAAAUCAGACUAUAUGAAGGCUUGAAAUUCUAUUACGAACGAUUGUGACCGCUUUGUUAAAAACAAAAGAUAUCAGCGUGACCCCUGUAGUCAUUAUCGCUCUAUCCUGAUUGACAACUGAAAGUGAGGCGUGUGAUAAAAUAUUUUAAUUUCAGACUGAAAAGAAAAACAGAAACGUUACUUUUUGCUUGUUUAAGUCUACUGAGUGCAAGAACGUUUGAUAUCUAGAUAAGAUCUUCCGAGAGCCAAAGGCAUUUGAACCGUCAUCAUGAUGAAACUCGGUGGAGCCUUCCUUCUUUGCCUUUUUCUUCCAGCCGUGUCGAGUCUAAACUGCUAUGUAUGCAGCUCAUCCAAAUCAUGGACAGACUGUACGAUGAAAAGCCACCAGUGUCCGUCUGGUUUUGAUAGGUGUAGUAAGGUGUAUCUCAGGACCGGCAGCCUCGAGUCUUUCAGAAAGUAUUGCGCCCCCAAGGCGGCGUGUACUCCGAACACGGACUUUACCUGCAAGACCGCUGUUGGAUCAAGUUCUUUCGAGUGCGACGUCACAUGUUGCGAUGGUGACCACUGUAACACUGGCUCAGCUAUGUUAAUCAGUAUUACCCUCUUGCUGACAUGCGGAUUGGCGUCUCUGUGGAUUGUUGUCAAAGACUGACAUUCAUUUGUGCUGUGACAUGAGGAAAUAUAUGUGCGCCUCCUUUAAUUUUAGGAAGAAAUGAAAGAUGUGAUUAUAACGUAGCUUCUCUUGACAGUCUCAAUACAUUUACUUUAAGAAGGAGCCUGCUUUAACAAUAAAAUGUUUUUGUAUGUUUUAUAUGAA